CAACCAUUUCUUAACAUUAUUUAAAGAAUAGCAUCUAUAGCUAGAGAAUCAAAAAUGGCGAGCCAUAAUAUGGUCCCAAUUAAGCUGACUUGUGUUGUGCUGAUCGUGUGCAUGGUGGUGGGUGCACCGAUGGCAUCUGCCAUAUCAUGUGCUCAAGUGGCAAACGGGGCGGCGCCGUGCAUUGGCUACCUGCGGAGUGGUGGCCCUACCGUGCCUCCACAGUGCUGCAGUGGUCUUAGUGCCUUGAAUUCCGCCGCUAAGACCACGCCCGACCGUCAACAGGCUUGUCAGUGCCUUAAAAACAUUGCUGCAAGUAUUAAAGGCAUCAACUAUGGCCUUGUUGCUUCUCUUCCUGCCAAAUGCCGCAUCAACAUUCCCUACAAAAUCACUCCUUCCAUCGACUGCAAGACAGUCAAGUGAGCGGAUGUAACAGCUGAUCGGUUCGAAGGAACGAUGGUUAUGUAAUACAAUGAAUAAAUAAUAGAGCUAGAAUAAGGAGGUUUAAUUCAUGAAAUCCAUCACUAAGUAAGCCUCCACUACUUAAAAAGGUUUCAUAUUUAGAAACCCUAUAUGCAGUUAUGUUUUAUGUGAUCGAUCCUCUGUAACAAACGUACAAAAAUCUAUGCAAGUACUAAUAACGCAAUGGAACAUAUGCUUAAAAUUAUGUAA
Tripterygium wilfordii is the source of this 669-nucleotide messenger RNA. RefSeq names its product non-specific lipid-transfer protein 1-like. The coding region runs from base 55 to 420 and encodes 121 amino acids. Gene Ontology annotation, molecular function: lipid binding. The record is from RefSeq and is a predicted model, not a curated record. Gene Ontology annotation, biological process: lipid transport. The transcript has 2 exons. NCBI's taxonomy places the organism in Eukaryota, Viridiplantae, Streptophyta, Magnoliopsida, Celastrales, Celastraceae. Gene Ontology annotation, cellular component: membrane.